AUUUUCCACGCAGCCUCCACGGGUAGAGUUAAGAUAGGUUGCGUCACCGCACACAGUCUCCCCACUAACUACAAUUUGACAGUUUCUCAGGUGAGGCGUCACGCUACCGGAGCUCUUUCACUUUCUCUUGAGUUUUAGCGCGCAUUUCACUGUGAGCCUGGGGUUGUUUAACUCAAAAACCAUUUACCAGAAGCCCUCACACCACGGCACCAUGAGCAAAAAGAAAAAGGAGUGGAGAGCGGAGAAAGAGCGCUUACUCAGUCUUGGUCUAGAGGAUAGGCGCAAAGAUUAUCGGGGAAACUAUGUGGCAUUGGACAAGAUACCCACCUGGGCAAAUCCUGACAAUAAUACAGCUACUGAUGAAGAAGAAGAACAUCAGUCUUCCUCCUUGGCUGACAAAGUGUCUCUGUACAGAGGUGACAUCACCAUCCUGGAGGUGGACGCCAUCGUGAAUGCUGCAAACUCUUCUCUGCUCGGCGGUGGAGGAGUGGAUGGCUGCAUACACAGAGCCGCGGGUCAUCUCCUGUUUGAAGAGUGCCACUCGUUAAACGGCUGUGACACUGGAAAAGCCAAGAUCACCUGUGGCUACGACCUCCCAGCUAAAUAUGUGAUCCAUACUGUCGGCCCAAUCGCCAGAGGAAAUGUGGGCCAGUCCCAAAAAGAUGACCUUGAAUCAUGCUACAAAAACUCCCUCCAGCUGAUGAAGGACAAUAAUUUGAGAUCUGUGGCGUUCCCAUGUAUAUCGACAGGAAUAUAUGGUUUUCCCAAUGAGCCGGCAGCAGAAAUCGCCUUGAAGACUGUGCAUGACUGGAUUGUGAGCAACCAAGAUGAGAUCGACCGUGUCAUAUUCUGCGUCUUUCUGGAGACAGAUUAUGAGAUUUACAAGAGGAAGAUGUCAGAUUUCUUCUCCCCAGAUAAUGACGACCAUAAGAAAGAAGAUGAUGCCAGAAUGGAGCAAGGUAACACGCAGCCCAUGGAAGGAGAGGAAGAUGAUGACAAUGAUACUGAUAAAAAAGAUGAAAAGGAAGAUGAAAUUAUGAUGAGCCAGACAGAGGAAUCCCAUGUUGAUGAGACGAUGGAUAGCCAGAAGCCAGAAGCUGACAGCCGUGAUGACGAAACCAUGGUCCAGGAGGACAAAACGUCUGCAAAGGAAGACCAUAAAGUGGAGGUGAGUCCAACAGCAAAGAAGAAACCUGAACCUGAGAGAGAAAAAGAGAAGGAGAAGAAAGAAGACAAGGGAGAUGAUCCACAAGUUGCAGGGGGCGAGAAAGAGGAUAGCCCAGGAAAGAAGAUGCCAACAGGCCAGACUGAUGAAGCGGGAAAACAGAUGGAAGACUCAACAAAGAGUGCAGACAUCGGGGCGGACACCAGUCUAGAGCCUGCGGAUCCCAUGGAGGUUCAGGAUGCUGUCACAACAGCCAAGGAGAGCAACACCAGCAGCACUAAAGUUGAUGUGCAGAACAAGAGCUCACAAGAGCCCGACUCAACUCCACCAGACAGCAGACCAAAUUCCGAAGACGGCCAAGGCAAUGCGAGCACACAGGAAUGAGACGACAAUCAGCCUCAUAGGAAUGAGUGCCGGCAAACUGUGUGAGGGCAAACAUCACACCAAUUUUGUCCCACGCCAGGGAGUCGCCCACAAACACUGGGAAAAGAGUUGACCCCCACUUCAUUCACCAUCUUUCCUUCUAUUCAACCUGUAUUUCCUUUCCACUUCCUCAUAUUGAUAAUAAAUCAAAUAUAUAGCUAUAUAAAAUGGAACAAAUGAGAGUUUGAAUCAGAGAGAGUGCAGGGAUUGUGGAGCUAGAGGAGGGCUGCUAUACCUCACUUAACAUGCUGCUUUAUCAAUAGUUGUUGUUUUUUUAAAUAUGGCAUCCUGGUGCUGGAUUUGAACUGGUUUAAAUUAGAUAGAUUGGUCAAAACACAUCCGAAAACCAUCCUGACACUUUUAGUUACAUGCUGAUUUGUAAUACUAUAGAUGAAGUGCAAAGCCAAGGCUGAAUUUUCCUUCCUGCAGAGCACAGCAAUGCAAGAUUCAGACCAAAUAUGAUCUGGUUUCACAGCGCUGUCCACCAAUUAAGAUUUCUUUUAGGUGAAAAACACUAAAAUGGCUUUAAGUGUGCCGUUUGUGUGUGAGUGAGUGUGUGUAUAUACUGAUGAUGUCACUUUAAAGAGGUUUUCGCUUUGUGUUUGAGCUUCAGAACCAAGUCAGGUCAAACGAGGAGAACAUCGCUUGAUUCUAAUCUCCUAUCGAGUGGUGACAUUCCUCCCUAUUGCACGCUAUAUAGCAGAGGUGUUCGUGUGCUCCUCUGCUUUGAAACGACACGUCGCUCGCAGAGCCGCCCUUUAAUCUCUCAAACGAGCAUUGAUCAUGUUUCAUCUUCAAAGCUGCUCUGACUACUGCGAAUGCCUGUUAAAAAAGGAAAACCUCUGUUGUGUCAGACUGACAUGGCCGUUUUUGACGAGUGCGCUAACAAAUUAAUUCCCUCAAGUGUAUCUAGAUGCAUGCCAGCAUUGUUUAAAAUGUUUUAUUUACAGUCCCUCUCUCUCUCUCUCGGUCUCCUUCCCUGUCACAUGCAAAAAACAGAUAUCAGUUGCAAGCUCUCAGUAUUUUUACCAGAUUGUCUCUGCAUCUCCAAAAAUCUGCCUUAUUUCAUGCGAUAGGUAGUACAUAAUCACAAACUGGUGAUGGCAAAAAUAAAAAGCAAAUAGUAAGCGUGUGGCUUUGAAUGAAUUAAAUGCUACUUAAGAUGAUGAGUGAUGCAUUUCUUUUAAACAAAAAAAAAAAUGUUUUUCUGUCUUUAUGUUUGGGUUUUAAUUUGGUUGUUUAGUUUUCUUGGAUAUGAUAUUUUUUGGUUGAUAAUGAUUAAAAAUGUAUUCAAAAGGUUAAUUUACUCCUUUAAGUGGUGCCAUACUGUAUAUCAGAUGAACUUCUGCCUUCAUCCUUUGAUGUUUGCUUUGCUAUAAAACAACUAUGAAUAAAGUUAUAAAGUUGUUUCCCUGGG
This is a messenger RNA of Ctenopharyngodon idella (grass carp), 3005 nucleotides long. It is a transcript of the gene macrod2, whose product is annotated as mono-ADP ribosylhydrolase 2. NCBI's taxonomy places the organism in Eukaryota, Metazoa, Chordata, Actinopteri, Cypriniformes, Xenocyprididae. The transcript is spliced from 20 exons. Gene Ontology annotation, cellular component: nucleoplasm. Gene Ontology annotation, biological process: DNA damage response; peptidyl-glutamate ADP-deribosylation; purine nucleoside metabolic process. Bases 212 to 1549 code for a protein of 445 amino acids. Gene Ontology annotation, molecular function: ADP-ribosylglutamate-[protein] hydrolase activity. The record is from RefSeq and is a predicted model, not a curated record.